This is a messenger RNA of Entelurus aequoreus (snake pipefish), 894 nucleotides long. RefSeq lists its product as uncharacterized. The record is from RefSeq and is a predicted model, not a curated record. The transcript has 3 exons. The coding region runs from base 45 to 683 and encodes 212 amino acids. Lineage: Eukaryota; Metazoa; Chordata; Actinopteri; Syngnathiformes; Syngnathidae.
ACGUAGACAAUUGAACAUAUCCGCAAAGCUCCCUAUUGUUUGCAAUGAUGGCCGCCAGAUCUGAGAGCGAUUCUGACCGAGAUAGCGACGAUUUCUCCAUUAAUUUGAGCGAGGAUGAAAGAUUUGUGGAUGAGGAAAGUGCAAGUGAAGGACUAGUGGGGAGUGGAAGCGAUUCAGAUAGGGAAGAAGCUGUGAGAGGGAUAGAGCCAUACCGCUUUGAACCCGACGCUGAUGAAGACGGUCAGGAGGACGCUGCUGCUAUUGAUGCUGGAGGAGCACACGACAUAGAUCGCCUUGAGAAUACAGAAUGGUGUACAUGUCAAAACUGUGUGAACAUGGAGACAGUGGCUGAGUGUGUCUGCUGUAGUGAAAUAGAGGCAGUGACCAGAACGAUGGAGGAGGAGGGGGUGAAGACGUGCAUCAUAGACCACCAUGGCUUUCCAUCUGUGUGUCUGGAUGAAUGGGUGCUGCAGACAGCGUAUAACGCCUACAAACAGCAAUAUGGCGUGCUGCAGCAACAGCAAAAUGAGCGGAGACGACACACAGCCUAUCGACAGUUUGUCCGCUUCUGCUGGGGAUACCUGGGAAAGGACAUAAGGGUGGUACUACCAGCUUGUGUAGUACAUAAGAUUAGGACAACAUUCCCAUCGAUGGACUACACGGGGUUCCAAGACGUGCAGUGACUGCAACAGAAUCUACAUGGCCACUGUACUUAAUCAAUAAAAUCAAUCAAUCAAUCAAUCAGUCAAUCAAUCAAUGUUUAUUUAUAUAGCACUAAAUCACAAAUGUCUCAAAGGGCCGCACAAGCCACAACGACAUCCUCGGUACAGAGCCCACACACGGGCAAGGAAAACUCAUCCCAGUAGGACGUCGAUGUGAAUGACUAUGAGAAAC